This is a messenger RNA of Phyllostomus hastatus (greater spear-nosed bat), 1092 nucleotides long. It is a transcript of the gene SPATA22, whose product is annotated as spermatogenesis associated 22. The coding region runs from base 1 to 1092 and encodes 363 amino acids. The transcript is spliced from 8 exons. The record is from RefSeq and is a predicted model, not a curated record. Gene Ontology annotation, biological process: homologous chromosome pairing at meiosis; regulation of meiotic cell cycle; gamete generation. NCBI's taxonomy places the organism in Eukaryota, Metazoa, Chordata, Mammalia, Chiroptera, Phyllostomidae.
AUGAAGAGAAACCUAAAUGAAAGUUCAAUUCGAAGUACAGCAGGCUGUUUGCCUGUACCAUUGUUCAAUCAGAAAAAGAGGACUAGACAGCCACUAACUUCCAAUCCACUUAAAAAUGAUCCAGGUAUCAGUACUACUUCUGACAGUUAUGAUUUCCCUUCUCUACCAACAGAUUGGGCCUGGGAAGCAGUGAAUCCAGAGUUGCCUCCUUCAACGACAACAAUGAACACAGGGCAAAUACCACAUUCUGUUUCUCAUCCUCUGAGAAGUCAAGAUUCUGUGUUUAAGUCUACUCAGUCGAAUACUGAGGGGAACAAGAAUGGUUGGAGCUACAGAGGUGGCAACAAAAAUACCAGCUUGAAAACCUGGGAUAGAAAUGAUUUUAGGCCUCAAUGCAGAAGAACCAACCUAGUGGCAAAUGAUGGAAUAAAUUCUCGUCCAAUGAAUUUGGAAGUGCAACAGCAGAAACAAUUAAGAGUAUCUCAACCUCCUAACUUAUCUCACCAAAGACAAAGUGAAGUACUCAAACAAAUACAUUCGUCAAAAACAUCUGGCUCCACAAUGACAAGCCUAGACAAAGACAGUGUAUCACAGUCUUUUAUGUCCAUUUUUCAACAAAAUCAAUUUAAGAAAAAAAAGUUAGAUGAUAUUCCAGAAGAAACCUCUCUCAAGAAUGCCUCAUUGUACCAGUUAAAGUUUAAGGAAAAAGAGAAUUCUUUAAGACUUAUAUCUGCAGUUAUUGAAAGCAUGAAGUACUGGCGUGAACAUGCCCCCCAAACUGUACUCCUUUUUGAAAUACUGGCCGUUCUUGAUUCAGCUGUUACACCUGGACCAUAUUAUUCUAAAACUUUUCUUAUGAGAGAUGGGAAAAAUACUCUGCCUUGUAUAUUUUAUGAAAUAGAUCGUGAACUUCCAAGACUGAUUAGAGGCCGAGUUUAUAGGUGUGUUGGAAACUAUGACCAGAAAAAGAAUAUUUUCAAAUGUGUUUCUGUUAGAUCGGCAUCUGUUUCUGAACAAAAAACUUUCCAAGCAUUUGUCAAAAUUGUAGAUACUGAGAUGAAGUACUACACCAAUGUAAUGAAUGAAAUGUAG